AUGUCAUUAUUUUCAACACUUUUACCUAUUAUUCGAUCAGUUUUUUCACGAUGGACAGCAUUACAAAUAUCUGUGAGUCAUUCAAUGGGUGGUCCAGAAAGUCAAGUGAAAUAUGAAGCAUUUAUUGAAGCAUUUGGUCAAUAUCUUGCACGAAAUGUUCGACCAUCAAUAACUAUAUCUGCUUUGGAACAAGAUAUUCAAGAAUAUCUUGAUGAAAUACUCGAUGAAGAAUUUAAUACAGUUUUAGAGGAUGGUUCAAGUAAUGAAUUAGCAAAAUUAUUUAUUCGUUAUAUUCAACUUAUUCAAGAAGGUAAAUUAGUUGAUGUUCAAGAAGAAUUACAAUUACAACAAUCAACUACACCAGCAAUACAAAUGUCUGUCCGAAAUGAAAAUGAAAAUGAUUCAUCAUCAUCGUCCGAAGAUGAUGAUGAUAAUGAAAGGAAUAAUGAAAUAAGAGAAGAAGAAGAAGAAGAAUCCACGAAUGGAACGAAAUCACAAGCAAUGGAUGUUGAUGAAGAAGACAUUCUUUAA
Molecule: messenger RNA, 531 nt
Organism: Rotaria sordida
Lineage: Eukaryota; Metazoa; Rotifera; Eurotatoria; Philodinida; Philodinidae
Source: the annotation of a GenBank genome assembly